GGAGCGCGAGCGCUUCCGGGUGGCUCCCGCGGCCCCGCCGGCCGAAGGCGCGCCGUCCUGGCAGGCUGCGAAGAUCGGGAGGACAGGCCGGGCGCCGCUCGCUCCUCUUCCGCCUCCGGAGGCCGCCCGCAGCCCGAAGGAUGCGGCAGUAGCGGGAUGGUUGGCUGCGCGCUCUGGCAUGUCGUCCUGGACGGCCGAGCUGAAGGAGGGCGCUUCCGCGGCUAAGUUCUUCCUGGGCUGUCGAGAUGAGGAGGUGGAUUUCCCGGGCGCAGAGCUGAAGAUGGAAGAGCUGCCCUUCUUUGAGGCUGAGGAGGAGGAGGAGGAGGAGGAGGAGGAAGAGUCGGUAAAGGGGCCUCUUGCUGCCGCCUGCCUCGGAAGGAGCCUUGCUGGCUUUGAGGCGGAGGGAAGUCGGGGAGAGCUGACCAGGGAAGUGGGCUGGAAGUCCCCUGGAGGGCAUCCCGGGGGUGGGAGGUGUUCCCUCUUGUGCUUCUGGGGGCUUCUAGCAGGGAAGCUGGAAGCCUGGCGGGGCCCCUUCCUCUUCUCUUGGAAGUCCUCCUUAGUUCUGGCCUGCGCGUGUUUCUGUGCCCCCCCACCCCGUUUUGCUUUUGUGCCUGACUUUAAGGAAGAGCCUCCUGUGGUCAGACCACCCACUGCCCAAGGUGACGCUGCUGCUGCUGCGGCUCUCUUGCAGCCUCCAGAACGGCAGAUUGUGGUUGGCAUUUGCGCCAUGACCAAAAAGUCCAAAUCCAAGCCCAUGACCCAAAUCCUGGAGCGGCUGUGCAAGUUUGAAUACAUUGCGGUGGUGAUCAUGGGGGAAGAUGUCAUCCUGAACGAGCCGGUGGAGAAGUGGCCGGCCUGCGACUGCCUCAUCUCCUUCCACUCCAAAGGGUUCCCACUGGACAAAGCUGUUGCUUAUGCCAAGCUCCGCAACCCUUUUCUGAUUAACGACCUUGAUAUGCAAUAUUACAUCCAGGACAGGCGGGAGGUGUACCGGAUCCUGCAGGAGGAGGGAGUAGACCUGCCUCGUUAUGCGGUGCUCAACCGGGACCCUGAUCGCCCAGAGGAGUGCAGCCUGGUGGAGGGGGAAGACCAGGUGGAAGUCAAUGGGGCCAUUUUCCCCAAGCCCUUUGUGGAAAAGCCAGUCAGUGCUGAGGACCACAACGUCUACAUCUACUACCCCUCUUCGGCUGGCGGGGGCAGCCAGCGCCUUUUCCGCAAGAUUGGGAGCCGUAGCAGCGUCUACUCUCCAGAGAGCAGCGUACGGAAGACCGGAUCGUAUAUUUAUGAGGAGUUCAUGCCUACAGAUGGCACGGAUGUCAAGGUCUACACGGUGGGUCCCGACUACGCACACGCCGAGGCACGGAAGUCCCCUGCUCUUGAUGGGAAGGUGGAACGGGAUAGCGAAGGAAAGGAGAUCCGCUACCCAGUUAUGUUAACAGCCAUAGAGAAGCUGGUGGCCCGAAAAGUCUGUGUGGCCUUCAAGCAGACAGUGUGCGGCUUUGACUUACUGCGGGCCAAUGGCCAGUCCUUCGUCUGUGAUGUCAACGGCUUCAGUUUUGUGAAGAACUCUAUGAAGUACUAUGAUGACUGUGCCAAGCUCCUUGGGAACAUCAUCAUGCGUGAAAUGGCUCCCCAGUUCCAGAUCCCCUGGUCCAUCCCCACUGAAGCAGAAGACAUCCCCAUUGUGCCCACCACUUCAGGGACAAUGUCUUUCUGUCUUGUGAUACCGAGCAUGUAUCUUCCCAUGGCUCUUCGCGCCACUCUUAGCUUUUGUAUUAUUGUGAGGAUGGAGCUACGGUGUGUGAUUGCAGUUAUAAGGCAUGGUGAUCGGACCCCCAAACAGAAGAUGAAGAUGGAAGUGAAGCAUCCCAGAUUCUUUGUUCUGUUUGAAAAAUACGAGGGCUACAAAACUGGGAAGCUGAAGCUGAAAAAGCCAGAGCAGCUUCAGGAGGUGCUGGACAUUGCUCGGCUGCUGGUGCAGGAGCAGGGUGCUCUCGGGGAUGCGGUGGCCGAGGAACAGAAGUCGAAACUGGAGCAACUCAAGACCGUGUUAGAAAUGUACGGGCACUUCUCUGGAAUCAACCGCAAAGUGCAACUGACCUACCUGCCUCAUGGGCACCUGAAGGCAUCCAAUGAGGAGGAAGAUCUCAAGGAAGCCUCCCCGUCUUUGCUGUUGGUGCUGAAGUGGGGGGGCGAGCUGACUCCUGCCGGCCGAGUGCAAGCGGAGGAGCUGGGCCGAGCCUUCCGCUGCAUGUAUCCAGGGGGCCAAGGAGACUAUGCUGGUUUUCCAGGCUGUGGCCUCCUUCGACUGCACAGCACCUACCGCCACGAUCUCAAGAUCUACGCCUCCGAUGAGGGCAGAGUCCAGAUGACGGCAGCAGCAUUUGCAAAGGGCCUACUUGCUCUGGAGGGAGAGCUGACGCCCAUCCUAGUGCAAAUGGUGAAGAGUGCCAACAUGAAUGGCCUGCUGGAUAGUGACAGUGACUCCCUCAGCAGCUGCCAGCACCGGGUGAAGGCUCGUCUGCGGGAAAUCAUGCAGAAAGAUGUCUCGUUCUGCGCAGAGGACUAUGAGAAGCUGGCACCAACAGGCAGUACUUCGCUCAUCAAGUCCAUGGGAAUCAUUGGGAAUCCAGUGGAGACCUGUGAACAAGUCUUUGAGCUGAUUGAGAGCCUCACUUCCCAGAUCCAGAAACGUCUGGAGGACCCUAAGUCUGCGGACUUGCAGCUGUACCACAGUGAGACCCUGGAGCUGAUGCUGCAACGCUGGAGGAAGCUGGAGCAAGACUUCCGACUGAAGAACCGACGUUACGAUAUCAGCAAGAUCCCUGACAUCUAUGACUGUGUCAAGUACGACAUCCAGCACAACGCUGGCCUGCAGCUGGAAGGCACCCAUGAGCUGCUCCGGCUCUCUAAGGCUCUGGCGGACAUUGUCAUCCCCCAGGAGUACGGCAUCAGCCAGCAGGAGAAGCUGGAGAUUGCGGUGGGCUUUUGCCUGCCUCUCAUCAAGAAGAUCCAGCUGGACCUGCAGCGAACCCACGAGGAUGAGUCUGUCAACAAGCUGCACCCCUUGUAUUCCAGGGGAGUCCUGUCUCCAGGGCGCCAUGUCCGGACACGUUUGUACUUCACCAGUGAGAGCCACGUCCAUUCCCUGCUUAGCAUCUUCCGCUAUGGAGGCCUGCUAGAUGCCUCGAAAGAUGCCCAGUGGAAGAGAGCCAUGGACUACCUAGGAGCCAUUUCAGAGCUGAACUACAUGACCCAGAUUGUCAUCAUGCUGUAUGAGGACAACAACAAGGACCCAUCGUCUAAGGAGAGGUUCCACGUGGAGUUGCAUUUCAGUCCCGGAGUGAAAGGCUGCGAGGAGGAAGGCAGUGCCCCAGCGGGGUGUGGCUUUCGCCCAGCCUCUGCAGAGAAGGAGGCCAGAAAGCCAGAACAGGGGAGUCUGGAAGACCUGGCUGAGUCCAAGGGCAGCGAUGAAACAGACAGGGCGGAGGCCCGGUCCCCGCAGCCUUCAGAACCGGUCUGCAUCCAACGCCGGUCACCCUUGAUCCGGAACCGCAAGGCUGGCUCCAUGGAGGUGUUGUCCGAAUCAUCCAAAUCUGGCGGGUACCGGCUCUUUUCCUACGCCAGGCAUUCAUCAGAAGGGAAACAGAGUGGCUUAGGGUCUCCAUGCUCAAGGCUCUUCAGCACCACAGUCCUGGGUGGCUCCUCCAGUGCCCCAAAUCUUCAGGACUAUGCACGCAGCCAUGGGAAAAAGUUUGUCUCCAGCUUUCUGUACAAAGACGAGCUCUUGUCUAUGCCAGCCAUAAAGAGAUUUUCUGUGUCAUUUGCAAAGCAUCCAACUAAUGGGUUUGAAGGCUGCUCCAUGGUGCCCAGCAUCUACCCAUUGGAGACGCUGCACAACUGCCUCUCCCUUCGCCAGGUCAGCGAUUUCCUGACCACUCUGUCCGGGAGGUGCGCCGACUCCCAGCCGAGGCCCUGCACAGAGGGGAGCAGCCUGUUUGAUGUGACCUCCGGCAAAGGCUUCAUGGAAUCCUUACCUUCUUUGGUCAGCUGCUUCCACGAGGACCAGCCUGCUGACAGGCCCCCCAGUGAGGAACUGCUCAGCAUGGAAGAAGGGGGCCUGCAGGGCUUCAUCCCUUGGGGGGAGCUCCUGGCAGUGAGUGAGGAGGAGGCAGCGGGGCCAGAGCAAAAUCGGUUGGAGGAGGCCUCAGCCGAGCAGGAAGAGCAGUCAAAGGAGGGAGAGGGACAGCUGUGGGGCCUAUGGGGCCCAGAGCCAGACCCAGAUGGGCUGAACAGCAAAGAGGUGUGAGAGAUCUUGCUUAAAAGGCUCCCGAGCAAGGGGCUCAGGGACCUUGCCUGGGGCAGGGCAUCUUCUACUCCUCGGUAGCACCUGGGAGACUGCCAUUCAACCAGCAAAAGCCCAGAGCGGUGAAGAUUCCAACAUGGAGCCACAUUGUCCCAGUGGAGCUGAAGAAGUUUCAGGAGCAGCUCAGGGGAACAGUUCACUCCAGGCUUUCCAUGGGGUUCUGGUGAGGCCACUGAAGCAGCAAUCAGUGUGGCUUUGGAUGGCAUAGAAAGCGGACUGGCCUCCCUGAAGCCCCUUUCCAGCCUUGCUGGAACCACUAAAUGAACCAGGUUUUCUUAAAAAUAUACAAAUCAGUUGCUGUCUGGGUGGAUCGGUGAUGUUACCCAAAUAGUAAUAUAUUCUUUGCAUCAAUGGUUGGAGGGAAGAGGGAGGGGGGCAGAUGUCAUGUCCAAAGUGUUGGUGGUUAAGAUUUCUGUGUUUCUGAAUUACGACACACUCUCUAAGUCCUUGUGCUGUAGGUACAAUCUGUAGUAAAGCACUCUUGGCCCUGA
Pantherophis guttatus is the source of this 4857-nucleotide messenger RNA. RefSeq names its product diphosphoinositol pentakisphosphate kinase 1 (gene PPIP5K1). NCBI's taxonomy places the organism in Eukaryota, Metazoa, Chordata, Lepidosauria, Squamata, Colubridae. Gene Ontology annotation, cellular component: cytosol. The record is from RefSeq and is a predicted model, not a curated record. Gene Ontology annotation, biological process: inositol phosphate biosynthetic process; inositol metabolic process. Gene Ontology annotation, molecular function: 5-diphosphoinositol pentakisphosphate 1-kinase activity; inositol hexakisphosphate kinase activity.